Messenger RNA from Ustilaginoidea virens, 5349 nucleotides. RefSeq lists its product as uncharacterized. Bases 1 to 5349 code for a protein of 1782 amino acids. The record is from RefSeq and is a predicted model, not a curated record. Gene Ontology annotation, cellular component: cell periphery; myosin complex; cell septum. Lineage: Eukaryota; Fungi; Ascomycota; Sordariomycetes; Hypocreales; Clavicipitaceae. The transcript is spliced from 3 exons. Gene Ontology annotation, molecular function: ATP binding; cytoskeletal motor activity; chitin synthase activity.
AUGUCGAACCGAAUGUCCCUUUUCUCUGUGGCAUCAGAAGGUCUGAGCAGUCCGCGAGCAGGUGGUCCCCUGACUGCUCAAGUUUCAACCACUACGUUACUGAAUGCCGUCCACAAUAUUUAUCUCUCCUCACAGCCUCAUCAGCUAGAAUCCGCCACUAGCUUGGUUGCCAACACAUGGCUCACAGCUGCCCAGGCGAAUCCCACUGUCGACCCCGUCCUAGCCUCCAGGGCGUGGGAGCAUGCACGCCGACGAGCUGAGGACGGCUGUGUGAUUCUGGGUUCUCUUCACCGAUCCUCGCCGUCUGUCUUGGUUCCCUUUCUCAACAGCUUCCCCUUCGCCAUACCUCCCACAUUGUACAAAGCUUUGAGCGCUAUCCAACCGUUCAUCCGAUGUGUGACGCCAUACAACCCCUCUACCCCACGGCAAUCUGCCUUGGGGAUUACACUGACCUUGAACCUGACGGGAAAUCUUACCGCUGCCUCAUUAGCGUUGUCUCAGGGAGGCAUUGACACCGUCAAUGGAUUAUUAAAUGUUCCCUCUGAAGCGGGCUAUCGGGCGUUCGAUGUCUUCUAUUACCUUCUCACAUCAGCCUCGACGCCAGCCGAGAGGGAGUUUUUGGGACUGAAGGCCCCCUCGACAUAUACCCUACUCUCCAGAUCGGGAACCUACGAACCACCCCCUUAUCUGCCCACCGCCGACGACGGCGCCUCAGCCGACGACUUCCGCCAGGCUCUCAAAGAUAUUGGCAUCAAAGGAUCUGCUCAUAGGAAUCUCAUCUCGACAUUGGCAGGCUUACUGAAGCUUGGAAACACACUCAACUAUGACGUGGAAUCAGACGCCCUCGAAGAAAUUUGCGAAGACGCAAGCGGCUUACUGGGCAUUGAAUCUGAGAUCCUGCUCAAGCAAUGCAGCACCGAGGACAGGUGGACUUUCAUUGGAGGUCUGUACGAAUCACUGGUGGAUUGGGUCAUUUCCAGAGCAAAUGAAGCCAUCACGGCACAAAUGACUCGUAUCAAGAACGGUGAUGAAUCGCCUGAUGGGCGCGGCAUCAGGACACCUCAAUCAAACGAAGAUAUUGGAGAUACCGUUUCCAUCACCGUCAUGGAAGUACCGCACAUCACCCUCGGCAAAGCUCUCUCCAUGCGCUCCGUCUUUGAUAAUUCUCAGGGUAUCAACGCGGAGAUGAUUGAAGAUGGGUUGGACGUAUCCCCUGCUGGCUCCUCGGUUCUGCGUGAAUUGCAGCAAGCCGUCGCCGACGUGGGUCCCGACUUGGGCAUCAUGACCGGGCCAGAGGGUAGGGAGCGGCAGCACGAACUAGAGAAGCGCGAGGUGGUCCUCGAAAAAAUUGCCUAUGCGGCUGAAGAUGGUGGUUUUCUCCGAACUCUGUUGUUCCCCAUUGACGGCGAAGGCAUCAACCUUGGUCGUACCGGCCGAAUCGAUUUGCCCGCAGUGCUUGGGUCGAACCGCCUUUGGUUCCACCUCUCAUUGCAUCCAACCGAUGAUUCCCCCGCGCAGCUUGCCGCUCUACCGUCCGUCACAUCUGCCUGGUCGGCAGGCACUGUUUCGCGGCAGCUCCGUUCAUGGAGACUGCCCGAGUGGGCAAAUAGGAGAAACAGGAAUCUGGACUUCACAGCUGAUUUCGACGUGGACGAAUUCUCCCAGCGCUAUGCUAUCCUGGGCUGCAAGGAUGGUAAAGAUGGCAUCGAAAGCUGGGUCCUCGAGCGAGGCUGGAGCAACGGCGAAGUUCUUGUCGGCCGAGACCGGGUCUGGAUGCGGGAAAGUGCAUGGUGGGAGGCUGAAAGCAUGCUGGAUCUGAAACCCGAGUCAAACGAUGAGCAUCUGCAAGCCAUGAAUGCGAACCCAUUCACAUCAGGCUUUGAUACAGGUUACUCUGCCAACGGGAGUGGUUACUUCCAGGCCCAAGGGAUGGAUCCUAGCUUCAAUGGAAGCAAUGACCGGCUGAUGCAUUCUCGCAGCUUCAGCCAAAGCCAACUGGCUCUUGGACAGACCGCCAACCUUGCUCCUUCUAUCGCCCCCACGGCAAUGCGAAACGUGAGCAACGGCGACUAUGGUCUGGGCAACAAGGGGGACACGUACAAGGAUGAUGUUUAUUACAACGCCGAGGGGGAUUUCACCGGAGCCAUGGACUCUGAGAUUGCCAAGAACAAGAAGUUGGAGACAAAGCGAGUCUCUUCUGGUCGCCGUGCGUGGGUUUCGGUCGUCUGGGCUCUGACUUUCUGGAUUCCUUCGCCCUUGCUUCGGUACAUCGGUCGGAUGCGGCGACCCGACGUCCGCAUGGCUUGGCGAGAGAAGUUUGUGCUAGUGUUUCUCAUUUUUCUCAUCAACGCCAUUGUUGUUUUCUGGAUUAUUUGGUUUGGCCGCCUGCUGUGCCCCAAUUUCGACAAGGCUUGGAACAGUCGCGAAGUUCGGACGCACCAAGGCGAGAACGACUUUUGGGUCAGCAUUCAUGGCAAGGUCUACGACAUUUCAAAGUUCUGGAGGCAGCAGCACAGUGACACCAACAUAAAGACGACGUCAGAUCUCAUGUUGCCUCUUGCGGGCUUGGACAUGGACGAGUACUUCGUACCUCCUCUUAUCCAGGCGUGCAGAGGCCUGGUCACCGACCAGUCUGUCGCUCUCAGGCCCAACAUAACGCCAGAGUUUAGUGUCGCAGUGCACACGUCCGGAUACUUUGGGCAGGUCAACAGCAAGCUACACGAUCCGCUGUGGUACUGGAACACUUUUGAGCCAAAGAUCAAGGAGUAUUAUCACGGUGAUCUCGUCUUUAGUGUGGACCAGGUCCAGUCUGACGGGGCCAACGAGCAACGUCCAUGGGCCAUGUACGGCAACAAGAUAUACGAUCUCACGGACUACUUCCACACCCUGGACCUGAUGAACAAUGUUCCUUCUUACUCCUUCCUAGACAGCAGUGUCAGCGAUCUGUGGAAGAACAACCCUGGUCAGGACAUCAAAAGCUCCCUCGACCAAUUGAUUAAAAACUCGGCAUCAAACCAAACCCAGCACGCCAGCAUCAUGAACAGCUGGCAGUGCAUUCAGAAUAGCUGGUACAAGGGGAUGACGGACUUCCGACAGACUCCCAGAUGCACGGCAAACAAUUGGAUUCUGCUGGCCUUUACCAUCAUCAUUUGUGGUGUCGUUGUGAUCAAGUUCGUUUCGGCACUUCGCUUCACCUCCAAGCGUCGUCCUUCGCCUCAGGACAAGUUUGUCAUCUGCCAGGUUCCCGCCUACACCGAGGGCGAAGAUUCACUGCGGAAGGCAUUGGAUUCUCUCACGGCACUCCAGUACGACAACAAGAGGAAGCUGAUUUGCGUCAUAUGCGAUGGAGUAAUUGUUGGUCAAGGUAACGAUCGCCCAACUCCAAAGAUAGUUCUAGAUAUCCUCGGCGUAGAUCCCAAGGUGGAUCCUCCUGCACUGCCCUUCAAAUCUGUUGGACCGGGCAAUGAGCAGCUCAAUUAUGGGAAAGUUUACUCUGGCUUAUACGAGUACGAGGGCAACGUCGUUCCGUACCUCGUCGUUGUCAAGGUCGGCAAAGAAUCGGAGCAGAGCAAGGCUAAGCCCGGCAAUCGUGGAAAACGUGAUUCUCAAAUUCUUCUCAUGAGCUUCCUCAACAGGGUUCAUCAUCGGGCCCCCAUGAACCCUCUUGAACUGGAAAUGUUUCAUCAAAUCAACAACAUCAUCGGCGUUGACCCUGAGCUGUACGAAUACCUUCUCAUGGUUGAUGCUGAUACCUGCGUCAGCGAAGACUCUUUGAACCGCCUUGUUUCCGCCUGUGCCAACAACGCCAAGAUUGCAGGCAUUUGCGGCGAAACCAGCCUGGAAAACGAUGAAAAGUCGUGGGCAACCAUGAUUCAAGUUUACGAGUACUUUAUUUCCCAUCAUCUAGCCAAAGCUUUCGAAUCUCUUUUUGGCAGCGUCACAUGCUUGCCGGGAUGUUUCUCCAUGUAUCGUCUGCGAACGGUCGACAAAGGCAAGCCUCUUAUUAUUUCGGACGCUGUCAUCAGGGAGUAUGCUGUCUGUGAUGUGGACACUCUCCAUCAAAAGAACUUGCUGUCGCUUGGCGAGGAUCGUUACCUGACAACGUUGAUGACGAAGCAUUUCCCGUACAUGGCAUACAAAUUUAUUCCGGAUGCUCAGUGCAAAACGGCUGCACCAGAGUCGUGGAGUGUCUUGCUGUCCCAGCGUCGGCGAUGGAUCAACUCGACUAUUCACAAUCUCGUGGAGCUUAUGCGCCUAAAGGAGAUGUGUGGCUUUUGCUGCUUUAGCAUGCGUUUUAUCGUCUUUAUUGAUCUCUGCGGUACCCUCAUCCUGCCCGCCACGUGUGUUUACCUAGGCUACCUGAUUUACCUGGUUGCCUCACGUAGCGGCCAGUUCCCCAUAAUCUCCAUCGCCAUGAUAGCAGCCGUGUACGGUCUUCAAGCCUUGAUCUUCAUCCUGAAGAGGCAGUGGCAACACAUCGGGUGGAUGAUUAUUUACAUUCUCGCCUUCCCCAUCUAUUCCUUCAUCUUGCCAAUCUACUCGUUUUGGAAUCAGGAUAACUUCUCGUGGGGCAACACGCGUAUCGUCAUUGGAGAGAAGGGAACUAAGCAAGUCGUCGCCGUCGAAGAAGAAGGGUAUGAUCCACGAUCCGUCCCUCUGCAGAGAUGGGAUGAUUACGCCUUGGCCAACAACCUCCCUGGCCGUCGUGGAGGGUAUCAAGAAAAGCAGGAUUACGGUUACACUGAUCAGUACGAAAUGGAUGAAAUCAAGUCUGUUUAUUCCGCCGCCCCUCAGGGUUCCGUAUUCACCGGCUUGGGGGGGCGCAGUGCGUAUAUGCCGCCGCAGUCACCUGCUGCUUUUGGAAACAUGACCAGAGCGCCAACAGCUCAAGGGCACUACUUUGACACUCCCGCGUCCCUUCGCAGACAAUCCAUGAUGUCUCUGGGCACGCAGGUGCAAGACAUCCAGAGAGGGGCCUCGCCUUACCGUGACGUGCCCGCGAAUCGCGGCAGUCUGAUGAAUUUGCGCAGCCAGGCGAACUUGACGCCUGGACUGGGCUUGGCCGGCAACAGAGCGUCGUCAGCCAUGGGCUACAGCGGCGGCCACCGUCCCACGGGCCUCGAGACAAUGCCGUCGACAAUGUCAUUCGACUUCCAGCGUGGACACAUUGGCACGGACGAUACGGCCAUUGUCGAGGCCAUUCAGUCGGUCCUUGGUGAAGUGGACUUGGACACGGUGACCAAGAAACAAGUCCGCGCCCUGGUCGAACAGCGUCUGCAAACCGAGCUGACGGGCGAGCGACGCACGUUUAUGGAUCGACAAAUUGAUCGUGAGCUCGAAAACAUGUGA